UACAGAGUUCAUACAGAGUCAUGCACAGUUUGUGUGUGUAUUGUAACUUAUUUUUAGUGACUUUGGCUAGCACGACCACUGAUACAUACUACGUCAAAAUGGAAAUGGGAGAUGGGUCAGUUCUGCACCACCUGCAGCCCCUGGGAAAUCAUGGCUUCCACACGCCCUGGCUAGACUCCUGCCUUGGUGAUACGCUGUUACCAGACAAACCAUGGCAUAAGGUUUAUGAAAAGCUCGGGGCAGCCCUUGCCAAAGAGGUUGAAUCCCACCUGAGGCAAAACCCACAGAGCCAGCUCCCUCUGGGCCUUCUCGGUGGACACUUUUUAGAGGACUACUUGGGUGGUUUCCUCCAUCAGACUACACAGAUGUGUUCCCUCUCUCUGUGUGAGAGUGAGAAAGCUUCUUUGGAGUAUGAAUCCCUCAGGCAGCUGGAUGCACUGUGUGAAAGAGCAGUGGAGAGCAGCUGCUGUCCCAGAAGACCUGAUGGUGACUACAGCGGUGUGAGCCAAGAAAUGAUGCAUUUUAUUAAAGAUACCUACCACAUGGUCACUUCAGAGAUGGAACAAAUGCUGGCUCUGGAGGAGAAAAAGCAAAAAGAGGCCCCAAAGUUUAACUCCAUCGAAAGUCCAUCUGCUUGGGCUUCAAUGGCAAGGAGACGUCCACAUUCUGUGGAGAGUGAAGAUCUGCAUCUUGCUACCCGGAGAGGGUCUGUUUUCCAGUUAAAACCUAAAGCAGAGCCUGGUGAGAUUCCGGCCCCUCCUCUGCACUGUGCUGAGAGUCAGGUGCUGGGACGCUCCGUUGCGGCUGUCCUUGCUUCUGACCCGGGCCGGAUGGGCACAGUCUGCAAGAGGCUGAAAGGACAGCUCUUGCCAGAGUCUCUGCGGGGCGCUAUAUGGAUUGGUCAGCUGCUGAAACCAGAGGCAUUCUCUGACGCGGAUACGUUCUGGACUUUUGAGAAAACUCUCAGAGAGAAAUUUGGCCGGAUGGUGGAACGCCGGGUAGCCGAGCUGAAACUGAGAAGUGCUACUCGAUCUCCCAUCUCUGGGCUGAUUGAAAAUGCGGUAGUGGAGAAAUAUGAAAGGACUCCCUCUAUGCAAGCUUUUGCUACCAAUGAACAAAUGAUCAGUGAAUCCAGUAAAGUGCUCAACAUCCUGUAUGUCCACAGCGGGAUUUAUGAGCCUUAUCUUAUCCACUGGCUCUUUCCCUUGCAAAUGGCUUUCCGACAGACAGAUUCCAAAGCUGAACACUUGUACGAGUUGUCCAUGUACCUUCAUUGUCUUAUUCAAAAGUUUCCUUGCUGGCCAGAGAUUUUUGCAAUGGCUGAGAAUGUGAUGAGGCAUGUUGAAGAAAAUGAUCCAGAACUCUUUGCUCACCUUCAGCUCUGUUCAUCUAGAAACAUGGUUUUAGAUUCUAAGGAUUUUUUGGUGGAACUCAUAGCUCAAGAGAGGGAAAAGGCCCAGGAGCUUUUGGAUUUCUCAGACAGAUCAGACAGACCACAGGUUAUCUCCAAAAAGCUCCUGGCAAAUCCUGUUAUCUUCCUCCGUAAAUGGAUGGGCGAAGGAUUCAUGAGUGUUCUAGACUUGCCUGCUGUCCUGCUGGUCUGGGAUCAGCUGUUCAUGGAAAACUGGAGCAGGAAAGUGAUGGAAGAUGUCUGCCUUGUAGUGCUGAUGUUGCUCAAAGACCCACUGAUGGCAGCUGAUGACUACCAGAGUAUGAGAGAGGUGUUGCUGGACCAUGCUAGCCAUCUGUUCACAGCAGACAUUCAGCGGUCAUGGAUGCACCUGCAACAGGGAGGCCUACCAGUGGAUAUCCCUGAGUUAAAUAGAUUCAAUUCAAGAUUGCUCUAUGGACCAUUUCCAAAGAAGACAGCUGCAAAUGCUCAAAUCUCCAUGGGUGAUAUUCUCCCAAUUGGGCUGAAGGAUGUUGUUGUCAACUUGAUUUUGAAUCUGCCAAAAACGGACAGCUUGAAUCAUGCCUGGAUGAAGGACUUUGAUCCCCUUGCUGUCAAACUUAUCACUUCAGUGCUUUAUGGAAAUGUGAAGCUACAUUCCAAAUCCAGUCUCCUAACGCCAUCUGUUGAGAAAAGAGCACCCAACAAAGAAACCACCACUGAAUACAAACUCCUCUUCAAUGAUAUCUUUAUCUUUGAUGCCCUGGACCCAUCUGAUAUCAGAGAAAUCAGUUAUUUGAAGGACAAACCUGCUGUUGUCAUCAAGGUUAUUUAUGUCCCAAAUUUGUAUGGCUCUGCUCCUGUGACAUUGGGUUGGGUGAAAGCUGAUCUGUUUCAUGAAGAGAAAUCUGGACCUCAGACACAGUGGACCCCCAGUGUGUUCACAGCACAUCUCAAACUGUGCACUGGCGCUGAUCCUGAGCUCUUGACAAACCACACUUCAACCCACAAUUUAGAAGAGCCUCUACAGAAAGGAUCAAAUAUCCAGGUCACAGUCUUCGAUCCCUCUAAAGAGAGCCCCAGGCGAGGAGCCAGUCAUGCUGAACUGCAGAGUACCACUCUUCCACCAGAGGAACCUCGUUUCCUGUACCCUCCCUGGGUGACCCACAAUGCUUCAUUGGCUGUUCCACACCAGUCCUCAGUCUACCAGCCCUUAGACCUCUACAUUGAUUCAGUACAGUAUAUUCCAGACAACGCAACUAUUGUAAAGGUCACUGGGAGAAUCCUGCAAUCAGGUCAAGAAGACUUGCCUGACAUUUCGGCUCUUCCGGAUCUCAGCUCCCCGGCGAGAAGCCCAGAGUUUAACUUUCGCAUGACAGUGAAUCCAAGUAACAAAAAGCCAUUUGAUCGUCACAUGCUGCUGUUGCUGCGGGUCUACACUGUGAGCUCAGACACCGGAGAGCUGUGUGUCAUAGGGAACUGCAUCAUCCGUGUUUUUAAUGACCAAGAGCAAUUGAAUGUGGGAGGACACCAACUCCGAUUGCAUGGGGGGAUGCCGCCGAAAGACCAGAUCCCCUUGACAGAAGCAUCCCUCAGUCACCAGCCUGUAAUUCCCUGCUGCACGCUCCUAAUCCGCAUUUUACCACACAUGCCCGAUUUAAAACCCACUCCAAGCUAUCUGAGUGGCUUCUACCUCACAGACCGAGCCAAGCCCAAUAAAUCAGAGCUGGGCAUUAUCGCCACAUUCCAGAGGAACAGAGACUUCCCAAAAACUGUCAAGGAAAUGAUGCAACAGCUGGAAAACAAAGAACACGCUAAUGUUCCACCUGAGCUGUGGCUGGCCUGGUACGAGGAGAGACUGGAUGCCCGAAAGCAGCUACCACCUCAGACCCCCCCCGCUCACCUUAGUAUACACCAUAUGGUGCGCUAUCACCAGCAAGCUGGCAUCCGUAUUCGCAUCACACAGGCGUUCGGGCUGCCUGCCGGUGGCCUCUAUGUCAAUGCUUUUGCCAGAAUCCUGAAGGGAGCAGAAAGUUUGCACCUUGCUGAGCUGCCGCAGGGCUGGGGGGGUGAAGAGAAGUUUGUGACUUUGCGCCGUGAUUUCACCAGUCUUCAGCGGUGCCCCCGGUGGACUGACCAAUCCGCAGUUCUACACCCAUACAAUGAUCCCCACACAGUCCUGCUGGUCCAGCUGUUCGCUCUCCAUGCUGUUUACAGGGCAGACCCCUCUGGCCAGAGGUGUGGGACAGUGAGUGCCCUCAGUGGGGAGCACCUGAAGCUCGACUCCAAGUCACAGCUGGGCUGGGCCGUGGUCCCACUGUUUGAGGGUCCUUAUGUCUGGAGUGGGAUUCACCACGUGCCCAUUUUCCAAGGAAAUCCUGAUGGUGGAUUUCUUGGGGCUGUGAUAUCCCUUCCUUUGAAAGAUGCCAUCUCACGCAGCCUGAAAAACAAGAAACUGAAGCUGCAGAAAAACUAUGGGAGUGUGGUAGCCGAAGUUUGGGAUGGACACUAUUUUGACGAUGAACGCCAUGAUUUGCCUGUGAUUGAUAACCUUCUGACUGUGCACAGUAAGAAGAAGUUCCUGAAAACACAGUCGAAGAAGCCAGGAAAAGAAAUUUCCCAGCUGGUGCUACAGCGCUUGAAUCGCAAAAUUAGGAAGCAGGGGUGCAGCAGUGAAGAGUACCAGCGAGAGGAGCAGUUUUAUGAGGAGGCGAUGGGAAAUACUUUUUAUGCACUGAUGGAAACAGCUUUGAUGAAUGCUGGGUACGGACCUCUCUGAGAUGAAUCACUGACUGUGAAAAAUGUUUUAAAACAUGGAAAUUUCAUUCAGUGCUGUUCGAUACAGUUUUCCCAAAACAUUCAAAUGGGCUUGUCUAGAAAGUAAUCACAAUCAAAAAAAGCAAAAUCUUGAUCUUUUCCCUUUUUUAAUUAUUUGCAGCUAGUGUCAGAUUAUUUAGGAGUGAGUAUCAUUGACGUUUAUUGAUGACUUCCCCCAGUCUGUGAAUCGCUCAGAGGUGGUUUUAUAUGAAACAUGAGUGGUAUAGCAGUUGCUUGGCUUUUUUGCAGUCAAUUUGAAUUCCAAAGAGGAUUGGCGCUUGCUUACUGCACUGUGAGUCAUACCUCCAAAAGAUGAAGUUGUUAUACAAAGCAAGGGCAGAAAAGAGAAAGGCAGACACAAAAUAAAUUACAACACAUCAACGUAAAGGUCUUAUGUAAAUGGAAAUGGCUUGAUGUCUUUUAUUUGAGUUGAAAACCUUAUAUAAAAUGCCCAUCAAAUGCUAAUUUGGCAGAUUUAAGACCACAGGGUCAUGGUAAAAGCACAUAGCUUUUAGUAGUUCAAAUAGUUCAGUGGGACUGAAUGGCUUUUUAGGUAGAGAUUCAAGAUUUCACUAAAAUAUAUGGUCUAUUAUCCCUUAAGAAUUACAAUGCUAUGUGAUGGGUUUAAUUGCCAUUUUCUGUGUCACAGAUGAUAUCAUAAAGUGUCAACAGGCAUUGUGAUGUCUUUACUUCUGUACCAUGUGUGGGUCAUUUGUAAUUUGCUACCAUAUUGCACCUGGGGUGAAGUAGAAGUGAACAGAGUAAGGCACUUUGUGUCACAUAUACUUUUUUUAAUGUUAGCAAACCCUCUACAUAUUUUGUACCAACAGGCUAAUCAAAUUAUUAUUUUUUUCCUCAUACCAAUAGUUACAUUUGUUUAAAUUGCAGUUGACAUUUUUUUAGGAAAAUACAUUUUAAGCAAUAAGGAGUGCUGAUAUUUCAUGGUUUGAUUUCUUUGUAAUAGUAAUAAUAUACUGUAUAUGAUGGUUUUAAAAU
This is a messenger RNA of Lepisosteus oculatus (spotted gar), 5203 nucleotides long. NCBI's taxonomy places the organism in Eukaryota, Metazoa, Chordata, Actinopteri, Semionotiformes, Lepisosteidae. The record is from RefSeq and is a predicted model, not a curated record.